This is a messenger RNA of Astyanax mexicanus (Mexican tetra), 1920 nucleotides long. RefSeq lists its product as uncharacterized. Gene Ontology annotation, molecular function: ATP hydrolysis activity; DNA helicase activity. Lineage: Eukaryota; Metazoa; Chordata; Actinopteri; Characiformes; Acestrorhamphidae. The record is from RefSeq and is a predicted model, not a curated record. Gene Ontology annotation, biological process: telomere maintenance; DNA repair.
AAAAGAGAGUGACUCCAUAGACAAAGCUCAGGAAGACCUAGAUGCACAUGGUCCAAUGGAAGAUGCGUGGGCACAACUUUGUCAUCAUACCUGACCUUUUUCCCAAGGAAAUCUAUUCAUUACAGGAUAAUUCUCAUAACAUGCCAAAGGAAGAAGCCAUGGCUCUACUACGUUCAAUGAAUGAGACACAGUCCCAGAUAUUUUAUAAAAUCCGACACUGGUGUUUACAAAAGGCACGUGGUGAUACUCCAGAACCCUUUCAUGUGUUUAUAUCAGGCCCUGGAGGUGUAGGGAAAUCUAUGCUGAUUAAAGCAAUACAUUAUGAAGCACAUCGUAUCCUAUCUCGCUUAUCAAAUAAUCCUGAUGACACACGUGUGUUACUGACAGCUCCAACUGGUGUAAGUGCUUAUAACAUUAAUGCUGCAACAAUACAUACUUCUUUAGCUAUUGGUACAGAUGUAAAGCUACCAUAUCAACCACUGGGAGAUGAGAAAAUUAAUUCUCUGAGAACAAAGUGGAACCUGGAUAUAUUAAUUAUUGAUGAAAUUUCAAUGGUUGAUCACAAACUCCUUGCAUAUGUUCAUGGCAGACUGAGGCAGAUCAAACAAACUGGAGAUUAUUCACCUUUUGGAAAGGUUUCUAUCAUCGCAGUUGGAGACUUUUAUCAGCUCAAUCCAGUUAAGGGUAAAGCUUUAUAUGCUGAUCAUGUGGGAAUGAAUCUGUGGCAAGACCAUUUUGCUUUGGCUGAGUUGACUCAGAUAAUGAGACAGAAAGAUGUGGAAUUCGCACAGUUGCUCAAUCGAUUAAGGAAACGACAGAAGUCUCAUCCAUUGCUGGAAAAAGAUAUAAGUAUGCUGAAACAGUGUGAAACUGGUGAAGAACACAUGACUUCCAAUUUGCAUAUUUAUGCCACAAAUAAUGAAGUUGAUGACCACAAUAGAGAAAUGCCUCACAAGACAUACAAAGAUACUAUAGUUAUUCGAGCACAAGAUUAUGAGAGAGACCCGAAAACUGGACACUUUCAAAAAGUAAAGGGCCACCACAGCAAUGUUUGCAAGACAUGUCUUUCACGAUCACUUCACAUUGCAGUUAAUGCAAGAGUCAUGCUCCUUAAAAACAUUGAUGUUUCAGAUGGACUUGUGAAUGGUGCUUUUGGUACAGUUAGUGAUAUACAUUUUAAUCCUGGAGAAGAUUUCCCAUCAAAAGUAUAUGUGACAUUUGACAAUGAAAGAGCUGGUAGAGGCUUACGAGCAAAACGGCCAUCCUUAAACCCAGGACUGGAAAAGGCUACACCAAUUGAACCAGAAGAAGAGAGAGUCACAAGACGUGGUGGCAUACGACGACAAUUUCCCCUGAAAUUAUCUUGGGCUUGCACUAUUCACAAAGUACAAGGUCUAACUGUGGAUAAAGCUGUUGUGUCACUUAAAAAGAUAUUUGCACCUGGACAAGCAUAUGUGGCAUUAAGUCGUGUGACUUCUCUGGAAGGUCUCAUUAUAGAAGAUUUCAAGGAAACAGCUAUUUAUGCAAAACCUGAUAUAGAAAGUUUCAUGCAAACUAUGCCCGCAUUUGUGGAGCCACUUAGAGAAACACAUCGGUCAUCAUUAUCAUGUAAAGCACUUCUGCACAAUGUUCAAGGGUUGUCAUGUCACCUGGAAGACAUAAAACAAGACAAAAGGUAUAUGGAAGCUGAUAUUAUUUGCAUGACAGAAACAUGGAUACAGUCAAGUCAUACUGAAAAUGAUCUACAAAUAAGUGGAUUUUCAUUCUGCAACAGCCCAAGGUCUGUUUCAUAUGACAAAAGUGAGGAACUCUUUGCUAAGUUGCAAGAAAAAGAACAUGGUGGUGUUGGUGUGUAUUACAAAACACAGAUUUACCCUGUAUGAACACAGAGUGCAUGCAGUUUACUAUUCCCCACCUGAA